UACAAGAUGGGGGGGGGUGGGAGCUGAUGGCAUCGUGGCUGGAAGAAGGGUGCGUGAAAGGCAGGAUGCGGUUUCCAUGACAACCUGGCCGGGCAGAAAGGGGGGCUGGGGACUGCAGAGGAAAUUUUCCACAUCAGCAGAAAGGGAGGAGGUAGAAUGCAGGAAGGAAGGGGCUGGGCACGGACAGUCCCUUGUUUCUCACCUGCUGACUCAGGGACCAGAACUGGGCCUCGAACUUGUUUUUGUCUGGAAUCGCGACCCGGGACGAAUGGCAGGGAGCGUGCCUCCUUCCCUGCAGCUCCAGAACCUCGCUGCCCUCGGGGAGAGGCACCCCGACCUUGUAGUGGAAGUGGCCCAUCCCCAAAUAAUCCAGGAAUCUGGGGCACAAAUCCUGCGCCACGCCAAUCUCCUGGUGGGGUCCCCCUCAGCACUGGCUGAUCAGGCCACAGAGCAGCGGCUCCUGGAGGCCUCGCACCGCUGGGACCAUGCUGUGUUUGUGGCCCGGGGAGCCCUGUGGGGCAGUGAGGACAUCACCAGAUUGGACGCAGCUGGGGGCCUCCAGAGUCUUCGUGUCACCAUGGCCACGCACCCCAAUGGUUUCCGGCUGGAGGGACCGCUGGCUGCAGUGCGCAGCACUGAGCAUCGCACGGUGCUCUAUGAAGGUCCCGUCCGCGGGCUCUGCCCCUUCGCCCCCCGCAACUCCAAUACCAUGGCGGCCGCCGCCCUGGCUGCCCCCAGCCUGGGCUUUGACCGCGUGGUUGGAGUGCUUGUGGCUGACCUCAGCCUCGCAGACAUGCACGUGGUGGACGUGGAGCUGACGGGCCCCCCGGGCCCCACAGGACGAUGCUUUGCCGUGCACACCCACAGGGAGAACCCCGCAGAGCCAGGCGCGGUCACGGGCUCUGCCACCGUUACCGCGUUCUGGCGCAGCCUCCUGGGCUGCUGCCAGCUCCCCUCCAGGCCGGGGAUCCAUCUCUGCUGAGAAGCCGCCUCCUUCCCUAGUGGACAUCUUCGUCUCAUUUACGGCCCCCCACUACCAGCCCGCUGCUGCCCUCGGUUACCCCGGCCCUUCCUCCUGGCUCAGUAAAUAUUGGAGACUCUUCUCCCUACAA
Molecule: messenger RNA, 1112 nt
Organism: Neofelis nebulosa (Clouded leopard)
Lineage: Eukaryota; Metazoa; Chordata; Mammalia; Carnivora; Felidae
Gene: ASPDH
Product: aspartate dehydrogenase domain containing
Exons: 8
Coding region: 77-982 (301 amino acids)
Biological process (GO): NAD+ biosynthetic process
Molecular function (GO): NADP binding; L-aspartate dehydrogenase [NAD(P)+] activity
Source: RefSeq, a predicted model, not a curated record